GGCACUUUAUCGAGGGUAUUUUGCAUCGACGGAAAAAUCGAGGAAUUUCUAAACGGGAUUCUAGUCGUGUUUAUUCAUCGAUCACGUGUAGCGUUCUCGAUGACGAAAUAUCGUUCGUAAACCGAUCGAAGGAUACUAGUUGGAAAGAAAUCGCAUCCUUGAUUCGAGGUCGUUGAACCGUUGGGAUCUCCGAUCUCGAGCGUCAACAGUUUCUUCUGACAGAGUUACACGGUUACUCGUGACGCCAGCGGUCGUUUUUGAUCGCGUGUCGUUCCAUUAGCAUAAAAUCGAGUGUCAAUGUCACCCUCGAGACUGAACGACUACGGUUUCGCAUGCAGCGCAUGGUGUCAGAAAGUGUGGUUAGGUUGUUCCUGAAAGUAUUACGGUCCCGACGAAGUGAAGGGAACCGAGUGCAACGAAUUCCAUUGGUUUCUGGAGUUUGGCGACGCGGACACGGCGCCAAGCAUGAUUUUCACCGGCAGGUCGGUGGACGCUCUCGACGAAGUUCGCGGCAGCAACGUCCAGGCGGACAACCGUCGGGAUGUCAGCGCCGUCGCCAUAGCCGCAGGAUGGUUCUCCAGCCUGCGCAGACCCGGUAAAAGGAACAAGAAGGGCUACCAAAAGCAGGCCAAGAGCGCAUGGGACCUUAGCACAUUAUCUAUGCAACUGAAAGAUGAGCUGGGCGAAGUGGUGGCCGAGAUGGAGGCGAUGGAGGGCGGUGGUCUCGCGCCCGACGAAACCAAGCCGUCAAACAAGGCGAAGCAGACGUCGAUCGGCCGUAAGAAGUUCAACAUGGACCCUAAGAAGGGCAUCGAGUACCUGAUCGAGCAUAAUCUGCUGGCACCGACGCCGGAGGACGUCGCUCAGUUCCUCUACAAGGGCGAAGGUCUGAACAAAACCGCGAUCGGCGAUUACCUCGGCGAGCGAAACGACUUCAACGAGAGGGUGUUGCGCGCCUUCGUCGAAUUGCACGACUUCACGGACCUGAUCCUGGUGCAAGCUCUUCGGCAGUUCCUCUGGUCGUUCAGACUGCCCGGCGAGGCUCAGAAGAUCGACCGGAUGAUGGAAUGCUUCGCGCAGAGGUAUUGCCAGCUGAACCCGAACAUAUUCACGAACACGGACACCUGUUACGUGCUCAGCUUCGCCAUCAUCAUGUUGAACACGUCCCUGCACAAUCCGAGCGUCAAGGAUAAGCCCAGCGUGGAACAGUUCAUAUCUAUGAACCGUGGCAUCAACAAUGGCGGAGACUUGCCUCGCGAACUCCUUGUGAGUUUAUACGAAAGUAUAAAAACAGAACCAUUCAAGAUACCGGAGGACGAUGGGAACGAUCUGAUGCACACGUUCUUCAACCCGGAUAAGGAAGGCUGGCUCUGGAAGCAAGGCGGACGUUACAAGAGCUGGAAGAGACGAUGGUUCAUAUUGAACGACAACUGUCUCUAUUACUUCGAAUACACGACCGACAAGGAGCCACGAGGCAUCAUUCCGCUGGAAAACAUUCAGGUCAGAGAGGUGCAGGAUCGGCACAAGCCGCAUUGCUUCGAGCUGUACGCCGCCGGCUCAGAGUUCAUCAAGGCGUGCAAGACGGACAGCGAGGGAAAAGUUGUCGAAGGCAAGCACACCGUGUACAGAAUGUCUGCGGCCACAGACGAAGAAAAGGAAGAAUGGAUCAAAUGCGUGCGGCAAAGCAUAUCACACAAUCCUUUCUAUGACAUGCUUGCGGCUAGAAAAAAGAAGGCGCAAAAGACCAAUGUACAUUCGAAGAGUUAAACUUUACUGCAGACUCAGCUUCGAAAGAAGCCUGGCGAGACACAAGACUGUCUAUUCACGAGCCUGCGUCCCUAUCAGGAUCGUGAAGAAUAAUUAAACGAAUCCAGACAAAGGUCCAUCCAACUGCAUGUGAAGGAUUUAGCAGGAAAUACAGGUGUUCACUUUACCUGUUGAUGGAUAUUCGUUGGCGUGGCAUCGUUCAUUGAGUGAAAAGCAACGGAAAAAUAUGAAGAAAUGGGAAAGCGAUGCCAUUGGCUGAGAAUCGUUCGGCAUUAUGUUUUGUAUAAGAAUUACGCUGCGCUUUAGGGGCCUAGAUACAUAUUUAAAUGAAUUUCGAUAGUAGACUCAAAAUGUUUCCCUGAGAGACAAACGUGUAGAAAGACGUUCAAAGUUGUAGCACGUUUAAGGUUAGAAAAUCAUGUAUUUCCAGCAAUCGUGACGACGAUGCUGGACGAGUAUACAUUAGGCAUGAAAAGACAACGUUUUUCUUUUCAUAGAACUCCGAAAGAGAUAGGCAAAAAGAGUUUUAAAGAAGCUUCGGUUAGAUAUUAAAACAAGUUCAUAGAAAAAUAUGACGUGUGUAGGUUAUCGAUCGAUGGAAAGAUAGAUUCGUCCAAAGCAAAGAAAAAAAGAGACAAUUUUGGGAAGAGUGAAAUCUUUCUUAUUUUCUGGCAGCUUUAGGGAAUUAUCGAGACUCGAAGUCGCUUCGAGCAAACCGAAGAUGCGUAAAAUAUUUAUUUUAUACGGAUCCUUCGUGCGUUACUAUGUCGUUUCGCGUUCUUUAUAAUAGACUAGGAGAACAAAAUCCGGAGGUGAUUGGAAAGUGUAAUAAAAUAAAGACUCUGCAAACGAUUGUAAACUGUCAUUAAA
Messenger RNA from Eufriesea mexicana, 2637 nucleotides. RefSeq names its product cytohesin steppke (gene step). The transcript has 6 exons. Gene Ontology annotation, molecular function: guanyl-nucleotide exchange factor activity. The record is from RefSeq and is a predicted model, not a curated record. Gene Ontology annotation, biological process: regulation of ARF protein signal transduction. NCBI's taxonomy places the organism in Eukaryota, Metazoa, Arthropoda, Insecta, Hymenoptera, Apidae. Bases 466 to 1767 code for a protein of 433 amino acids.